CUGUGGCUUUAUCUGACCUAUAAUUAUGAAGUACACAUGUCGUACAUCAGCCGCUGGCUACCAACAAAGGCUCAAUAUCCAAGAUGGCGGCAAGUGAGGAAUCUAAGGUUGCCUUUGUAGAGCCAAAGAGGGAAAUUUUCCAACCGCAAGACGUAGCCAAAUGGGAGAGCUCACAGGCUUAUCAUGACCUAGUGGAGUUUAUCUUGUUACUGGGAGAGGCAGUAAAAAACAAGAAAACACGAGUAGAGCUUAAUAUCUCAGAGAACUGCCUUAAACUUAUUGAAGUUCUGGAUACAAUGGACAAAUGGAUUGAAGAGAUCCCACCAGUUGAACAGCCCCAGAGAUUUGGGAAUAAAGCAUUUAGGGAUUGGUUUGAUAAGAUGGAAGAGAACUCUGAGGCUUUUGUUAAGUCUUUGUUAUCUGAGGAAUACCAAGGAGCCACAGUAGAACUUAGGGCUUAUUUCAAAGAUAGUUUUGGUAACAGAGUGAGAAUUGACUAUGGAACAGGCCACGAGGCAUCUUUUGUUUGCUUCUUGUGCUGUUUGUUCAAGCUCCGUAUAUUACAAGAUUCAGAAAAAGAUGCUAUAGUAUUAAGGAUAUUUAACAGAUAUUUAAGCAUGAUGCGCAAGCUACAGAAUACAUACAGAAUGGAGCCUGCAGGAAGUCAGGGCGUCUGGGGCUUAGAUGACUUUCAGUUUCUGCCAUUCAUAUGGGGCAGUGCCCAACUCAUAGGUCAUCGACAAAUGUCCCCUAAAGCAUUUUUGGAUUCUUCAAUUGUUGACUCAUUUUACAAGGACUACAUGUUCCUGGAUUGCGUCCGGUUUAUAAACACUAUGAAAAGUGGUCCGUUUCAUGAACACUCCAAUAUCUUGUGGAACAUUAGCGGGGUGCCAAACUGGGGCAAGGUCAACUCUGGUCUCGUCAAGAUGUACAAGGCGGAGGUUCUGUCCAAGUUCCCUGUUAUUCAGCAUUUUGUUUUUGGAAAUUUGAUGUCAAUCGAGCCAGCAGAAUGUUUCAAGAAGCCACCUCAGCCUCAAUAGAAUGUUAGCUACUUUACUUUUCCUCUACUAAAAGUCGCAAUAGAAUGUUAGCUACUUUACUUUUCCUCUACUAAAAGUCGAAUAGAAUGUUAGCUACUUCACUUUUUCUCUACUAAAAGUCGCAAUAGAAUGUUAGCUACUUCACUUUUCCUCUACUAAAAGUCGCAAUAGAAUGUUAGCUACUUUACUUUUCCUCUACUAAAAGUCGCAAUAGAAUGUUAGCUACUUUACUUUUCCUCUACUAAAAGUCGAAUAGAAUGUUAGCUACUUCACUUUUCCUCUACUAAAAGUCGAAUAGAAUGUUAGCUACUUCACUUUUCCUCUACUAAAAGUCGAAUAGAAUGUUAGCUUCUUUUCUUUUCCUCUACUAAAAGUCGCAAUAGAAUGUUAGCUACUUCACUUUUCCUCUACUAAAAGUCGAAUAGAAUGUUAGCUACUUCACUUUUCCUCUACUAAAAGUCGAAUAGAAUGUUAGCUACUUCACUUUUCCUCUACUAAAAGUCGCAAUAGAAUGUUAGCUACUUUACUUUUCCUCUACUAAAAGUCGCAAUAGAAUGUUAGCUACUUUACUUUUCCUCUACUUAAAGUCGAAUAGAAUGUUAGCUACUUCACUUCUCUCCUACUAAAAGUCGCAAUAGAAUGUUAGCUACUUCACUUUUCCUCUAUUAAAAGUCGCAAUAGAAUGUUAGCUACUUCACUUUUCCUCUACUAAAAGUCGCAAUAGAAUGUUAGCUACUUUACUUUUCCUCUACUAAAAGUCGCAAUAGAAUUUUAGCUACUUCACUUUUCCUCUACUAAAAGUCGAAUAGAAUGUUAGCUACUUUACUUUUCCUCUACUAAAAGUCGCAAUAGAAUGUUAGCUACUUUACUUUUCCUCUACUAAAAGUCGCAAUAGAAUGUUUUAGCUACUUCACUUUUCCUCUACUAAAAGUCGCAAUAGAAUGUUAGCUACUUUACUUUUCCUCUACUAAAAGUCGCAAUAGAAUGUUAGCUACUUCACUUUUCCUCUACUAAAAGUCGAAUAGAAUGUUAGCUACUUUACUUUUCCUCUACUAAAAGUCGCAAUAGAAUGUUAGCUACUUUACUUUUCCUUCACUAAAAGUCGCAAUAGAAUGUUAGCUACUUUACUUUUCCUCUACUAAAAGUCGCAAUAGAAUGUUAGCUACUUUACUUUUCCUCUACUAAAAGUCGAAUAGAAUGUUAGCUACUUCACUUUUUCUCUACUAAAAGUCGAAUAGAAUGUUAGCUACUUCACUUUUCCUCUACUAAAAGUCGAAUAGAAUGUUAGCUACUUUACUUUUCCUCUACUAAAUGUCGCAAUAGAAUGUUAGGUACUUUACUUUUCCUCUACUAAAAGUCGCAAUAGAAUGUUAGCUACUUUACUUUUCUUCUUCUAAAAGUCGCAAUAGAAUGUUAGCUACUUUACUUUUCCUCUACUAAAAGUCGCAAUAGAAUGUUAGCUACUUUACUUUUCUUCUUCUAAAAGUCGCAAUAGAAUGUUAGCUACUUUACUUUUCCUCUACUAAAAGUCGCAAUGGAAGGCUGCCAGUGCGCUCAAAAUGGGCGGUGCUCCGCGACUGGAGCUUCGCCCCAUGUGCUCUGCCUCUUAGGUACCAUAGUGGAAUCCUACGAAAUUCCCAAGUCGUGUCUGGAGUAACGAAAAUAGCAUACUAAACAGACCAUAAUGGAAUCCGAUUCAAAUAAAAGAAAAAAAUUACACUACUUGGGGAAAUUCACUUGGCCGCUCAACAUGUAAAUAAUAAUAAAAAAGACUUAUUAAAGUAUUAACUCUUUUAUAAAA
This is a messenger RNA of Nematostella vectensis (starlet sea anemone), 2841 nucleotides long. Its product is annotated as serine/threonine-protein phosphatase 2A activator. Gene Ontology annotation, biological process: mitotic spindle organization. The coding region runs from base 84 to 1040 and encodes 318 amino acids. The record is from RefSeq and is a predicted model, not a curated record. Gene Ontology annotation, molecular function: protein tyrosine phosphatase activator activity; peptidyl-prolyl cis-trans isomerase activity. The transcript is spliced from 11 exons. Lineage: Eukaryota; Metazoa; Cnidaria; Anthozoa; Actiniaria; Edwardsiidae. Gene Ontology annotation, cellular component: protein phosphatase type 2A complex; nucleus; cytoplasm.